Messenger RNA from Eruca vesicaria subsp. sativa (arugula), 165 nucleotides. The record is from the annotation of a GenBank genome assembly. Lineage: Eukaryota; Viridiplantae; Streptophyta; Magnoliopsida; Brassicales; Brassicaceae.
AUGGGCUCAGAGACUUUCCUGGAAGUGAUUCUGGCGAUUCUUCUGCCUCCCGUCGGCGUUUUCCUCCGCCAUGGUUGUGGGGUAGAGUUUUGGAUAUGUUUGUUGUUGACUUUGUUUGGUUACAUCCCCGGGAUCAUCUAUGCUAUCUACGUUCUUGUGGGAUGA